UCGCGGACGAUCGGCUCGAGGGUGGCCCGUGCACGAACAAAUCGCGCUCUCAUCUUCGAUAUCUCGGCCAGAUCGGCCGGGCGGCCGCCUUUGACGCAGAUGACUGGCUCUAAUCCGCUAAGUUAGACAAACAAAUGACAAUGGAGAUCGAUUAUCUAGCCAUCGAGAGAGAUUGAGAUGAGGGACAGCUGGAAAAGAAUAGGAGAGAAUGUUGUCCUCUUCGGUGUCAACUCCAUUCAGUGUUCGUGAUAUUCUCAGCGAAGAUCAGCAACUUAUCGUCAUGGAUUGUUACGCACAUCAUCAAAAUCAAGCUCAACAACAUGUGCACCAAGAAUAUUAUUCGUACGUUGUCCCCGAAAACAAUUGGGAAAUGGAUAAAUUUAAGGAUCAGCCGAUGCCCAGUUAUCAACAUUACUCGGAUCUCAAUCAUGUUCACCAAUUGAGUCAGGUGGUACCGCCGUACCAAGAAACUUCUAUCACUGAAGACGGUAACAUUGUUACGUCCAGCAAAACAGAACUGCGCAAAAGCCAAUCUGGUAAAAGAACGAAGCGGAAACCAAGAGUGUUGUUCUCGCAAACACAAGUUUAUGAAUUGGAGCAGCGUUUCAAGCAGCAGAGAUAUCUGAGCGCACCUGAGAGAGAAAUGUUGGCCCAGACACUGAAGCUAACCAGCACUCAAGUGAAGAUUUGGUUCCAGAAUCGACGGUACAAGAACAAACGCGCCCGGAUCGAGGACGCCGAGAAGCUGCAGGCACAGAACAUGAAGAAUCAACCCUUGAAAAAAAUUACCGUACCGAUCCUCAUCAAGGAUGGUAAACCCAACGUACAAGAGUCCUACAACGCACCUUAUUGGCCAAAUAUCCGAUCGGAUUUGAGCGCUCCGAUACAGACGGACUUUAGGACAAAUGAGAUACGCAUCAGUCCUGACUUCAGGUCCAACUCGAGCGAGGUGAGGAUUGACUCCAAUAUCAGCCCGCAGUACAAACCGGAAGUAAAUUCGGAUAUGCCCGGAAGAUCAAGCCUGAACGACAUGGCGGACAGGCAGCAGCACGUUCCAGAGUACAGGGGCAAUUUCGUGGCGGAAGCACCGCCGAAUGUGCACGAUUGCAAUCGAUUAAUCAAGACGGAGUUCAAGACGUGCACGAACGUCAACGAAGCCGUAUCGUAUCCAGACGUGAAGACUGUUCAGUCCGACAGCAAACAGCUUAUGACUGAUAGGCGGAUGUCUAUGGAUGUCUCUAAUGGCGAGUACGGGUUUUCGAAUUAUCUCGCUCCCACCAAUUACCAAAUGCAGUAUGUGAAUUACAUGGAGCAGGUACCUAUGGAUCAAAAUCUGCAGCGACUGUGGUAGGUGACGCGAAAGUUCUGAAUAAAUUAAUAUCGCAAUGCAGUUUCUACUCUUGGAUCUACAGUGGUUCUAUUGAUAAGAACAACUUAGAUUUAGCAAUUAAUUAAGUUGUCGCUUCAAUUCUUUUCAAUUAAUUAGGUGUUACUGGAAAGAAUUUAUCAAUAAAUAUUUAAUUUUUACUAUCAAUUCAAUUAUCAAUAUCGAUUAUUGGUUAAUUUAGGAUCGAUACGAUGAGUGGUAAAAAAUAAUUUAACCUUCGAGAAUGAAUUAUAUUUUUAUCUUUUUAUAUUAUUGUGUAUAAUAUUUUUAUACUUGUAACAUAACAAAAAGGAUAUUCAUUCUUUAUAUCCAUUUAUCUAAAAUUUUAAAUUAAGUUAAUAUUUCGAUGUUAAAUCAAAUCGUUGAAAUUCGGCAAAGGAUGGUCAACGUUGGCAAAAGAAAUACUACGCCAAAGUAAUUAACCAAAGAUAUAUCCGUUAAUUAUCAUAUAUGUAUACAAAUGUAAGCGAUUACCGCUAAACUAGAAAUACGCUAUCUAGAGAAUAAGCUUACGAUAUUGGCAGCUGUUUUUUAGUUGGCUAAGAUUUUUCCUUUGAAAUAGUAACGCGCCGUAUAAGAGAGCGGAAAUUGCUUCAAGUGGCCUUUGCGGAAACAUCGAGCACCUUUCCGCGUAUGUCAUGUGCCUCGGGAAGUUUUUUUCCACUGACUUUCAAGUGCAGACGCUAGUUGUGCAAUAAAUUAAUUUCCUUCAGAUGGCCUUUUGCUGAAUAGGAACAGAAUUGUGUAUAUGAUCAACACGUUACGAGAAAUGUUCAGUUUUCUAUUAAACAUGUAAUACAAAUAUAA
Molecule: messenger RNA, 2194 nt
Organism: Wasmannia auropunctata (little fire ant)
Lineage: Eukaryota; Metazoa; Arthropoda; Insecta; Hymenoptera; Formicidae
Product: homeobox protein Nkx-2.5-like
Exons: 4
Coding region: 209-1351 (380 amino acids)
Biological process (GO): cell differentiation; regulation of transcription by RNA polymerase II
Cellular component (GO): nucleus
Molecular function (GO): DNA-binding transcription factor activity, RNA polymerase II-specific; RNA polymerase II cis-regulatory region sequence-specific DNA binding
Source: RefSeq, a predicted model, not a curated record